This is a messenger RNA of Gamsiella multidivaricata, 741 nucleotides long. RefSeq lists its product as uncharacterized. The coding region runs from base 1 to 741 and encodes 246 amino acids. NCBI's taxonomy places the organism in Eukaryota, Fungi, Mortierellomycota, Mortierellomycetes, Mortierellales, Mortierellaceae. The record is from RefSeq and is a predicted model, not a curated record. The transcript is spliced from 4 exons.
AUGCAUGACCUGUGUACGCAGUUCUUGUCGAUCAAAGGCUUUCUUCUCCCUCCCCCACCAGCGCUUUCCUUUUCUUCUGGUCAAACCAUCCCCACACACUCUGCUAUUCUUUAUCAGAAUGAUGAGGGCAUCUAUCAGCAAGAAGACGUUGUUUCUGUCGUCCGUGAUCAGCAAGACGUCCUGGUCCCAUCAGACGAGCCUCCCUCUUUUUCAGAGGGUACGAGAUCAAGACUUGAUGUCCCAUCCUCAGACGAUGGUCUGAAGGAUCCUGACCUCACGCAUAAACCCGCCCUUGAGGUGGCGAACGAGCCUCGACUGGCGCAAGCACCUCAGACGAAUGAAAUAGUCCAGCCUACUUAUAAGCGCGAUCCAACGAGUGUGGACGAGCAAGGCGCCGAGCAGACUGCCUCAGACCAGACGCAAGGGCGGGUGACAAACCGGGUUACUCGCAGGGACUUGGUUGCUCAUGAUCGCAAAAACAGAUGCCCUAGCCGCGUCUUCAUUUAUUCGAUCCGAAUUAGAGCGGCUCCUCUCUCAUACACCACAGCGGCUCCUUACUUUUUCAAUGCAGGCCCAAUCCACACCACGCCUACUUACAACGUCCUCCUGCUCGGCCAGACGCAAGUCGGGAAGAGCACCUUUGUUCAAGCGGUCAGAAAAUAUGCAGACCCAAACUGCAAGAUCGAUUUCCAGACUACACCACGCGAUCCGGUUUCUUAUGCUCAAAGAUCCUUGAAAUAA